CUAAUUUAUUCAGUGAGGCAGAUCUUGCCAUAAUGCCAUUCUGGACUGAAAGUUUUGAAUUAGCAGCACUUGGAGCCCUAUCUGUUGGUUUGCCAAUGCUUGUCAGAGGUUCUUCAGGAUUUGGGAAGGUUCUAAAAGAAGUUCCCUUAGGCCCUCAGUGUGUAGUUGACUCUGAUGAUCCUAAAGACUGGACCAAGGAAAUUAGAGCAAUACAACAAAAACCCAGGGUAGUACGACUUAAAGAGAUGAAACUUAUCCGUGAAAACUACUCGGAGAAAUACAACAUGGAGGAAUCCUCUGGAAGACUUUUGAAAAAGAUGCUUGAGUUGGUGUCAGGUACAAGUUCUCUUUUUUAAAUUAAGUUACAAGUUUAAUAAUUUUAUUAUUGAUUGAAUUUACAUGACUGUUGCCUUCUCCAUUUACUAAUAGUAGGUUCAUUAUGAUGCACAAUAGGUUAGCUCCUGAAUUUUAUUUUUUAGUUAAUUUUGGAUGUUCAAAGGACAGAGCAAUCAAUUGUCAGCUAGUAUUCUCUGCAUAUAUGAGUUUUUAAGUUUGACUCUUAUUAGCUUAGAAUUAGCUUGUUGUGGUUCUGACUUAUUCUACAGGAUAUUAUGAGAUAACUUGGUUUAGUCCUAUAAUUUCUUGCAGAUGAGCCUUAACAAUUCUCAGACUUUGUUUUCAUAUCACACUUAAUAAUUUUCCAAAGUAGGAUUGAGAAGAAAAAUGCAAAUUGUUUUGCACAAUGAUAUAAAGCAAUUCUUUUGUGUCUUUUAGUGAAGGCGUAGAGAUUUUAGCAUGGUGGUAAUUUCUUACAUUAUUUUUCAAUCAGAGUUGAUUUUAAACAAAACAUAAUGCAGCAUCAAUAGUUAGCUUUAGCUUUAUCCUUGAAUUUUGAAAUUAUAACAGGAUGCUGGGGAUGACAACUGGUCAACAUCCCUCUCUCAUUUGAAGGCAAGGAACUCUACUCUUAGAAAGAGUUAUUCUGGUUAGUUCAAUAUUCUCCAACAACAUUUUAUGGGGUCAAAUUACAGGUAGAUCUAAAAGCAGAUUAAAGUCAAGGCGAUCUUCAGCUAAAAGGUCAUCACCUGGUGUUCAUGAGUUCACUGCCAAGAAACAUAAGGGAGAGUCAAUGACUUUGCCAUCAACAUCCACUAAGGAAACAACCCACCAUAAAGAGUGGCUGCAACAAAGGGAGAGAGAAUCAAUGCUGAUUGAAGAAGAUGGUAAGUUUAAGAAUGAAUACUUAACUAAGUGAAUUUUUUAAUGAAGGAAAAGGGAGUUUCAAUGUCUCAUACUGUCAACACUACUCAUGUUAAACUUAAGUAAAUUUACAAUUGUAGAGAUUUGGCCCCUUUGUCUGGAUUAGCUGAGACAAACUUUUUACAAGGGGAAAAUACAAGCUGGUGUUAGAAAAUUUGAGUUUCACUAUGUUUGUAUGCUUGUUUUAUUAAAAAUAUUUAGUUCCCAUGGAGGGAGUGAUGUCCCAGUUGGUAAAUGUUAAGAUGGAA
Pocillopora meandrina is the source of this 1508-nucleotide messenger RNA. NCBI's taxonomy places the organism in Eukaryota, Metazoa, Cnidaria, Anthozoa, Scleractinia, Pocilloporidae. The record is from the annotation of a GenBank genome assembly.